AUGUCGGCUGGGUGGACCAAUUACUCGGUUGGCAAUGGUAGCCAGGCAGGCGAGGACGACGGUCCCGUCUCGGUGGGCGGUGACACGCCCGCGUGCGUUAGCUGCAAGCAACGCAAGCUGCGAUGCUCGCGCGAGACACCCUCGUGCUCGCAUUGCUUGAGGCUGUCCUCUGAAUGUGUUUAUCAGCCAAAGAACAAACCUGGCCUUAAGCCCGGAGCUGUUGAGGCGUUGACCCGCCGCGUCGCCUUUCUGGAGAGGAUACUGCUGGAUGAUGCGGGAAAUAUCCGGCCGCGGUAUAGAGACGAUGAUACCACCGCGAAUGGCCAUGCCGUCGCGCAUGAGAGCCCCAGUGCUGUAAAAGAACGCGCACCUCGCGUUGAGGAACACGCGCCGUAUGUCGCGCCUACUCCCGAUUAUAGCCACGACCACCAAACCGCAGAGGAUGGCUCCAGAGCUUCCGAAGAAGAGAACGGCGUGUCCAAUCCGCUGAAAAGAAGAUUCGAGAUGCCAAUUGCUGAGAGUUGGCUUUUCCCCUUCGAAGAUGUUGAUAUCGCGCAGCAUUUGCCAUCUCAACCACUGCUCGAGAAGGUCGCAGACUUCUUCUGUAUCUCAUUCCAUCAUUGGAUUCCAUAUAUUCAUAAGGCGAGACUCCAAACGCGAGUGCGCCAAGGUUGCCAGGAUCCAGGACAUGUGUUGGUCCUUCAUGCUUUGGUCGCCGUUGCUCUGCGACAUAUGGACCCCAACGUACUAUAUCUGGAUAACGAUCAGAUACUCCAGCAGACAAGGGUCUCCCGGAUGAUUGUGGAAACUCAUGCGAUGCGCAAUGUCACCAUCGAAAGCUUGCAGGCCCUCAUCUUCCUAGUUUUUGAUCUUCUCAAUGACGGUCAAACACAAAGAGCGUGGCCGUUAAUCGGGUCGCUCACGAGGACUAUAGACUAUCUCCAACUUACUACUGAGCCAUCAACAUCGCAGUCGGGAUCACUUAUGACACCUGUGCGGUUAGUGAAGCCCUCAACCGACUGGACGGAGUUGGAAGAGCGACGAAGAUUAUUCUGGAUCAUAUUUCUGCUCGAUCGGUAUUGUUCGGUGUCUACGGGAUGGAACACCAGUCUCACAGCAGAUGACGUGCAUCGUCGGUUACCGGCAGACGGCGGUUUCUUCACCAGAGAAGAGCCGGUGACCACACCCUACUUCGGCAUCUGGAACAAAGCCGCCGCUCGCAUUGGGCGUUCACUAGCAAACGUGCCCGCGCAAUACAACGAAGAGGACCCAGGCGUGGACCACUUGCCCCCAGGAGCCAGUCCCAAUUCCGCCAACGGCUACAUCGAUGCUUCCAAGCUAGGCGCAUUCGCAUACUGUGUCGAGGCUACCGAGAGCUUGAGUCAAGUGACGACAUUCUUCCUUCAACAAAGGAUCAAUUGGCAAGACAAGGAGCAUGCAGUCAGUUGGCUGACACGCUUCAAGGAGCUAGACUUGAGGCUUGUGCAGUGGAAGAUAUUCUUGCCACCCAGGUGGAAGGACUCCAAUAUCUCGUCAGACAGGACUGUGGUCGACAUGGAUCCUAACCUGACUCUAGCCCACAUUACGCAUAAUACGUCUAUGAUCUUACUGCACCAUCCAAUCGGAUACCCACCCCGCGGAUGGAACGACUUCGUCGCAUUACCAAAAGAAUGCAGUGCUCAAACCUGCGAGCUCGCCGCCGUAGAAACUUCAAACAUCGUCGACAAAUUUCUCACCCAUACGCCCAUACCAUUCGUUAACGUCCAAUUCUCAUUCUGCGCCUUCAUCGCCGCCAAAGCACUACUCUUCGAACACCAAGCCACCCGCAAACCUCUACGAUCAGAAUUCCACCGACUAAUCCACAACCUCGAGGAAAUGGCCGCAAGAUGGAAAGGAAAAGGCACAGACGACGCGAAGCCGAAUAACCAAGCAGCAAUCUACGCAAACCACCUCAAACGACUCCUCGAAGCCUGUCAAAACGACGCAAAUUUUCGCUUCGACUUUUACGACCACAACGGCCUAACCCUCGACCCACAAAACUAUGCCAGCCCGACUUACGCAGCAACACCACAAGCGCCCGCCACCCCCUAUCAGUAUCAACAGCCCGGAAACGGAGUCCCGGUCUCUGGCCCCUCGCUCGCUCCGUACGGUAAUACUGGUACGACGGGGAACCAGCAUAGCACUCAAGACCAGUCGCUGCUUAAUCUGUCGGACGCGUUUAUGGACAGUCAUUUUCUGGAUAUGGAUCGCGUGAUCACAUUUGAGGAUGCGAAUUUCUUUAUUCCGGGGGAUGCGUUCCGGUGGCAGUAA
Molecule: messenger RNA, 2310 nt
Organism: Alternaria infectoria
Lineage: Eukaryota; Fungi; Ascomycota; Dothideomycetes; Pleosporales; Pleosporaceae
Exons: 5
Coding region: 1-2310 (769 amino acids)
Biological process (GO): regulation of DNA-templated transcription; DNA-templated transcription
Cellular component (GO): nucleus
Molecular function (GO): DNA-binding transcription factor activity, RNA polymerase II-specific; zinc ion binding; DNA binding
Source: RefSeq, a predicted model, not a curated record